Camellia sinensis is the source of this 1634-nucleotide messenger RNA. RefSeq names its product tunicamycin induced protein (gene TIN1). NCBI's taxonomy places the organism in Eukaryota, Viridiplantae, Streptophyta, Magnoliopsida, Ericales, Theaceae. The record is from RefSeq and is a predicted model, not a curated record.
AUUAUUGAGAUUUCUUCGUGGCAAAUUCAGAUUCAAACCCUCCAAUUUUCCGAUCCCAAUUCUAUCAAUUUCUCUCUCCCUCCUCCAAUUUUCCGAUUUCAUCAGUUUUUUUUUUAAUCUUUCUCUGAUGGCUCGUAGAUCGUUGAGAUUCGUGACAGUGUGUUUGGUGCUAUUGGCGAUCCAAUCAUCGUCGACGGCUCUGAUUUCAACCCCGGAUCUCAAUGCUCCCUACCCAAAAGCCUUCUCUGAUUUGAAGGAAGCGAUUGUAAAGGGAUUAGGGUUUCAAGCAGAGGACUUCAAAAUUUCUGGGUUUGAUUUGAGAGAUGCCUUGGUUGGUCAGUCAGUGGCCUAUGAGUUUGAUGUUGAAAUUGAUAAUAAGGUUAUUCCAUUUAAGCUUUUGGAGGAUGUGAAUCGAUGGGAAUAUGUGGAUUUGCCUAUAUUCCGAGAGGAUAAUUUAAAGAGGCCUGGUGAGGAGAAUGGUUUGGUGGAGAGGCAGAAAAUUGAAAAUGGGCUGCCAGUUUUGGCUCCAUUUCAGCUGGCAGGUCCGAUGGAGUUGUGGAUACAGGAUGCCAAAGACAUGAGGCUUUCAUUGCCACAUGAUGUGGAUGCCGGUGAACUGAAAAAGGUGAUCUUAGCAGACGGUGCUGUGGUUACAGUAAAAGGAGCCAGAUCAGUUAGCUUGCGCCACCCAAUUGACUUCCCACUUCCCCUAAAUCGAACCCACAAUGGUUUCGCAGCAGGUCUUCUACAUCUGGCUGAACAUCUACGCCACACAUCCCUCACUCAAGACGCCCAACUUCUCUCCCUCCGCAUUGUGGGCCCUACCUCACUCACUUCCCCUACCUCAACAUCACCCCUCUCCAAAAACAAGCUCAAGCUCAAGCGCCUUGCCCCAGGCCUUGUGGAGCUCUCCUUACCAUCAAAGGCCAAAUCCAUCGAAGCCAUGUCUGCCAUUGAUCUCCAAGGAGAAGCUACUACCCUUCUGACUCCCGAUCAGUUCACUACGCUCUGGCCUCUGACUUCGAUCAAUGGCUCUAACUCUAAUUUGCUUGGUUUUGAGGCACUGCUAUCUUCAGUGCUUGGCUCAAAGGCUAACGAGGAAGGUUCAUUCAAGUUGUUGAAGGCGGAUGUAUCAGCUCGGACUUUUGUGAAGAUAGGUUUUGGAGUGGAGAAGAAGUUGAAAGAAGGGGAUAAGGGAUUUGGUUUGGAGGGUUUUCCCGAGUGGAGGACAAAGCCUGAGACCAUGAGAAUGCAUUUUGAGGUAUUGGCUAAGGUCGAGGGAGACAAGGUUGUGCCGGAGAGGGUGACGCAGGUUAAUCCCAUUGUGGUAGAGGAUACUGUAGCACCAAACGUGCUUUUGGGGAACAUGACCAUGUCGACAACCCCUAUUGUUCACCCUCCUCCCGACCCCUUCACCUUGUAAAUCUGUUGUGGAGGGUUUAGUUUUGUACCGAGUCAAGAAAAGUGUAAAGAUGGAAUUUUUUUAUUUAAAAAUUUUAGCUAAUAAUAUGAUAUAUCAGUUUCUGAGAGGUCGAAUACUGUAAAAAGUUGUGAAAUGAAGACAUUGAAGGCUUUAUUUAUUUAGCCUAUAUACUUUGAGUACAUAUCGAGAUAAAGAAAAAUAUAUUAUCAUA